GCUCACACACGCGCCGAACACACCAGUUCUCUAGAGCAGCACCGUUCGUCCAUUCGCCCACGCACGCCGCGUGAUCCGAUCGCGCGCGUAGGGCUCCAUCGAUCCGCUACCGCUACAAUGGCAAUGUCGUACACCACCCUCCACUACUUCGCCGUCUCCUGCGCCCUCCUCGUGGCAUCGGUGUCGUCGCUGCCGCCGCCGGCGGUGUUCCAAGUCGGCGACGAGCGCGGGUGGACGGUGCCGGCGAACGGCACCGAGACGUACAACCACUGGGCCAAGAGGAACCGGUUCCAGGUCGGCGACGUCCUGGACUUCAAGUACGGCGCCAACGACUCGGUGCUGCUGGUGGCGCACGACGACUACAAGCAGUGCAGCACGGAGACGCCGCUGGGCCGGUUCACCGGCGGCGACACCAAGUUCGCGCUGGACCGCUACGGCCCCGUCUACUUCGUCAGCGGCGUCGCAGGCCACUGCGAGGCGGGACAGCGGAUGAUCGUGCGGGUCAUCAGGCCCGGCGCCUCCGCACCGCGCGGCGCCCCUGUGGCGGCGCCGGCGACGCCGCCAACCGCGAGUGGCAGUGGCAGAUCAGGCGCGCCCAGCCCGGCCACCUCGCCGGCCGGCUCCGGCUCCGGUUCCAGUUCCACUUCUCCGAGCCCGAGCCCGAGCCCGAGCCCGCUGCCGCAGGCCAGCGGUGCGUCUAGGCGCGUGCUCGUGUCGUCCGUUGCAGUUGGGCUUGUGCUCUUGGUUGCCUGUGCCAUCACCCUGUCGUCCGUGGUGGCUUGAUUAAACUUAGAAGUCUGUUUUCUGCAUUCAUGUACUUAGUGCGCCGUCAGUUUAGGAAGUAAUGUUAGCUUGUCGAGAUCUAGGAGGUAUACGCGUGUCGGUUAGGAAUGGUUGGGCCACUGGGCCGAGUCCGCAUGCUCUUUAUGUUAAAGACUUGGUAAUUUCAAAUAAAUGGAGUUCUUGCCA
Messenger RNA from Zea mays, 969 nucleotides. Its product is annotated as uclacyanin-2. Gene Ontology annotation, cellular component: plasma membrane. The record is from RefSeq and is marked validated. Gene Ontology annotation, molecular function: electron transfer activity. Lineage: Eukaryota; Viridiplantae; Streptophyta; Magnoliopsida; Poales; Poaceae.